AUGGCGGAAGACGACGAAAUAGAUAUUCUUGGUGAUUUUUCUUUCAAUUCUUGCUUUGCUCAAAAUAAUCAAGGAAUACCUUCAUGUUCAAGUCGUGAAGACACUGUCCACCCACAGUGGUUGCUGGAUUCACCUGCUACAAAUUGGUAUGAUAGCAAGAGUAAAAAUAGGUCAAAAGAAGGUCCACCAAGGAAGCUCUGUGGCACAAAAUCUUUUCAAAAGAAUAAUUGUGAUGAUGCACAUGGAGUUGCAUGGAGUCAGGAAGAAAGAAAUCUUCUCAACAGAGAAAUGGAAAAGCAUGGCCGAAACAUUAUGUUAAUAUCACAAAAAUUGAAAUCAAAAACAAUAACUGAAAUUCAAGCUUUGAUUGAUGCAGAGUAUGGUAUUAGUUUGGACACAUCUUGGGAGAAACAUAACAACCUUGAUCACAUACCUUAUGUAGAACAAGAAGAAAUAAUAUCUGAAGAAGGCUGUAUAUCAGAGGCUAUAAAUAAGGUUACCACUGGCUCUCCGACUAUCACUGUACCUAAAAUAUUCAGAAAAACAUCUAAACAACAAGACAAUUAUUUAAAUUCAACUGCCCACAAAAAUUCUCAUAUUAAUCAAAACAACAAUCUACAAAUUACAAAACAUAUGGAGAAAAUAAAAGCUGUCAAAAAGGUUGGGAAUCAUAGAAGAAAAGUAUCUAAAAAUUAUGAUAAAAGUAUUUCCCCAGCACGGCUUAAAAAUAAUAGCCAUUCAGAAGAGAGUUUAAAAAGCCCAAAACUUCAAAUUGUAUUGGGUUCUGGUCAAGCCUUACCAGUUUCUGAAGGAGAACAAAUAAUCAAAAUAGAAAAGAAAAAAGAUUCAGAACCAGAGAGUGACAUAGAAAUUGAUGUGGACAGUGACACAGAGGCACAGCCAAUGAAAUCUCAGGAAGCCAAGGUUUCUGAUAAAAAGAAUGACAAUGAGCCCAUAGCCAUACCACUAAGAAAGUUGGAAAUGCCAAAAAGGAGGAGGAAGAUCAACUUGAAUGGAGGUGGAGGUUACCGUAUUAUGCACACUGAAGCAGGAGAUUUGUAUGAAAUUAGCUCAGAGCCACGUAAGGAAAGACAACCUCGAAAACCAACAGUACAACUCAUACAGUGCAAGAAAUAUGGUGUUGAUAAACCAGCACCAUGUGAAUUACAACUACAUGUAUCAGUAUUACUAAGUAUGGACAUUCAUGCCCAUACAUCGCGGGCUGAAGUGAUGGGCCUUUUGGGAGGUCAACAAGUGACGUCAGGCCUACUGCUUUGCGCGUACGCAGUGGCCAGGGCUGCCGCUAAUAGUACACAUUGUGAUAUGGAUCCUGUUUCGCAAGCCUCAGCCGGCGAAUAUCUUACAGCUCAGGGUUUGUCAGUCUGUGGUUGGCAUCACUCACAUCCACAAUUUCCAGCGCUACCCUCAAAGCGAGAUCUUAGUACGCAGCGCUCGUUGCAGGAUGCACUUGAGUGGCGCUUGCCCUUUCUAGCCUUAGUGACGUCACCGGCGCCGGCUCCGCAUUUCAGAUGUUUCCGCGUAGAAGACUCAGAAGACAAGGAAACGCCAAUAGGAUAUCAACUAGAAGUUAAAUUAGUUCCUGACCUAACUAUAGAAACUCUACCAGACUAUGUACGCGGUUUGAAACAACUCCUAAAGGAUGUUGAGAGAACUGAACAUAGCAUUGAUUUAUCUAAAGAUGUCUGCCCCCACACUGGAGUUGGUUAUUUGGAUAAGUGUAUAUGGAGUGUAUCACGCCACAUGCGGACAGCAGGAUACGAGGCUGACCAUCCAGUGCUCAAGCAACUCAUACAAGAUGUGCGGGACAUCUUUAGAUAG
Molecule: messenger RNA, 1839 nt
Organism: Pieris macdunnoughi
Lineage: Eukaryota; Metazoa; Arthropoda; Insecta; Lepidoptera; Pieridae
Source: the annotation of a GenBank genome assembly